UACAACCUUUCUGAACCUAAGUCACGAGACAUUCCUUUUGUGAAUAACAGAGGUCUAAACGACUGUUUCAAAAUGAGGAUGGAAGAAAUCAUUUGGUUUCUAUGGCUCUAUUGCCUAUGUUUUACAUCAGGUUAUUGGACACCGACUUAUACAACAGAAACCCCUUCGCAAACAACGGACACAUUUUUGUGCGGUAACGGAUCACAGCUCAUCACGUCUCCUGGCUACCCAAGCGGAUAUGGAAACAACAUGGACGUAAGGUGGUCGUUUAGUACCCAUCCUGGAAGCUUGCUCGCUAUUGAAUUCUACGAUUUUUAUCUUGAGAGUUGUUGCGACUGGGUAUAUAUUAUUAGCGACGGAGAAGAAAUUGCCCGUUACAAUGGUAACCAAUUGCCGCCAAUAACGGUAUCCACCAAUAACACACUGACGGUUGUCUUUACUAGUGAUUACAGUGUAACAGGAAGAGGAUUUCAAGCAGAAAUAUUUACCUACCCAGGACAGUCGGAUGGUUUUUGCUCUGACUUUAAUGAUGGAUGGUGUGGAUGGUCUCACACUUAUAGUUCUAGUCAAUGGAGGCGUUCUUCUGGGAGAAUUUAUGGCGCUGAUAGAGGCAAUCGCUACUCUUCAUCAGAUGAUUAUUAUAUUUAUGUUGAGUCGACCUAUUCAUCGCAAUAUGGAUACCUUGACAGCCAAAUGAUACCAUCUACAUGGAGUGAUGUUUGUCUUAAAUUUUACUUUUAUAUGAGUGGAUCAUAUAAUUACAUAAACAUUUAUCAGAUUAAGAAUUAUAAUUCAUAUUAUGUGUUCUCGGUCAACGAUGACUACAGUAGCCAAUGGAAACAUGUUAGUGUUAAUUUUGCUAACCUUGCCAACUCUUACAUAAGGUUGAUAGGAAGAGCCUAUGGUUACUACUACUCUACAGAAAUGGUAGCUGUUGAUGAUAUCUAUAUCAGUAAAGGCACAUGCUCGGACUUUGACG
Messenger RNA from Anneissia japonica, 979 nucleotides. RefSeq names its product deleted in malignant brain tumors 1 protein-like. Lineage: Eukaryota; Metazoa; Echinodermata; Crinoidea; Comatulida; Comatulidae. Gene Ontology annotation, cellular component: membrane. The record is from RefSeq and is a predicted model, not a curated record. The transcript has 5 exons. The annotation marks the transcript as partial.